AUGGCGUCCCUCACACCAGAACAAGUACAGAUCAUUAAAGCCACUGUUCCAGUACUGGCAGAGCAUGGCGAGACUAUCACCACCAAGUUCUAUGCAGAUAUGCUCGAGGCCAAUCCCCAACUCAGGAACAUCUUCAACAACACGCAUCAAGCCACUGGACACCAACCUCGUGCGCUCGCUGGAUCUCUUUAUGCUUACGCUGCCAAUAUCGAUGAUCUUGGCAAGUUAUCCCCUGCCGUCGAAUUAAUUUGUCACAAGCAUACUUCCCUCCACGUCAAACCGGAGCACUACAAUGUCGUCGGCGAGCACCUCCUCAAGACCAUGGCGACAGUCCUCGGCGACGCUGCAACACCUGCCAUCCUCGGCGCCUGGGAAGCCGCCUACUGGCAACUUGCCAACAUCAUGAUCAACAAAGAGGAUGGCAUGUAUAAGGAAGCAAAAGGCUGGGCUGACUGGAAGGACUUCAAGAUCGUACGCAAAGAGAAGGAAUCCGAAGAGAUCACAUCGUUCUAUCUCCAGCCCAUCGAGUCUGGCUUCAAGCUACCAACCUACAAGCCAGGUCAGUACGUCUCGGUCAACAUCUUCGUCGACGAGCUAGACGGCGGCGUGUGGCAAGCGCGCCAGUACAGUCUCUCCGAGGCGCCGGGCAAGGACUACCUGCGCAUCAGUGUCAAGCGCGAAUCGGGCAUUGAGAUUGGCGAGCCACGAUACCUGGCGCACCCCGGCUACGUUUCGAACAUCCUACACGAGAAGAAGGAUGUCGGCGACACCGUGCGCGUCUCGCACCCCUGGGGCGAUUUCUUCUUCGACGAGGAGAAAGCAGACAAGGAUGCGCCGAUUGUUCUGAUCUCGGCUGGCGUGGGACUCACAUGCUUAAAUAGCAUCUUGAACACUACGCUGGAGCACUCGUCAUCGAGACCUGUCACGUGGAUUCAGGGCGCACGAAAUAACAAGACGAGGGCAUUCAAGAAAGAGAUUGAUGCGCUGGCGAAGGAGAAGAGCAAUCUGCAUACUGUGUUCUUCUCGUCGAGCCCAGAGGAGGGAGAGGUGCAGGGCCAGGACUACGACGUCGCGGGCCGUGUUAGCCUGAGUAGCGUGGGCAAAGUUCUGUUUACGGACAACGAUAAGACGCUGUACUUCACUUGCGGACCGGAACAGUUCAUGUUGGAUAUUGAGGCGCAGUUGAAGACCUAUGGUAUUCCUUCGGAGAGAGUGCAUAUGGAACUAUUUGGUACUGGUGGUGUACCGAGGGUUUAG
Boeremia exigua is the source of this 1257-nucleotide messenger RNA. RefSeq names its product flavohemo protein. Gene Ontology annotation, cellular component: intracellular anatomical structure. The transcript has a single exon. Gene Ontology annotation, biological process: cellular response to nitrosative stress; nitric oxide catabolic process. The record is from RefSeq and is a predicted model, not a curated record. The coding region runs from base 1 to 1257 and encodes 418 amino acids. Gene Ontology annotation, molecular function: heme binding; FAD binding; oxygen binding. NCBI's taxonomy places the organism in Eukaryota, Fungi, Ascomycota, Dothideomycetes, Pleosporales, Didymellaceae.